Molecule: messenger RNA, 360 nt
Organism: Branchiostoma floridae (Florida lancelet)
Lineage: Eukaryota; Metazoa; Chordata; Leptocardii; Amphioxiformes; Branchiostomatidae
Product: venom protein 164-like
Source: RefSeq, a predicted model, not a curated record
GCCAAGAUCUGCCAGGAUGAUUCCGAGUGCGAUCCCGACGAGUGCUGCACUCGUGGCAACCUUCUCCUCAUUAGGGAGUGCUUCAGGUACGCUCAGGUUGACGAGGACUGCCACACUGGCGACUACUCUCUAGUCGGCUACUGCCCAUGCGCAGCCGGCUUGUACUGCGAAGACGCCGGCAACAGCGGCUUCGUCGACUUCUUCGCCGGGGACGGAUGGUGCAAGCCCGUGCCCGCCGACCAGAUACCCGCCUAAACGGGCGCAGGAAAAAUGCUUUUGGAAAUUACGUUUCCAAGCUAAUCACCAUUAAAGGUUAACCAAGGAGGUUAAUUUUUAACCUCCUUGGGUUAACGAAUAGCA